Molecule: messenger RNA, 876 nt
Organism: Cydia amplana
Lineage: Eukaryota; Metazoa; Arthropoda; Insecta; Lepidoptera; Tortricidae
Gene: Arv1
Product: protein ARV1
Exons: 7
Coding region: 34-876 (280 amino acids)
Biological process (GO): sphingolipid metabolic process; regulation of plasma membrane sterol distribution; sterol metabolic process
Cellular component (GO): Golgi apparatus; cortical endoplasmic reticulum
Source: RefSeq, a predicted model, not a curated record
UUAUCUUAAAUUAAACUGAAUGAGUACUUCAAAAUGGCCGAGAAUAAACCAUAUAAAUGCGUUAAUUGUGGAGAGGCUUCUGCGGCCUUGUACAAAACUUACGGGCCGUCUGUUUUGAAGCUGACCAAAUGCGUUAAAUGCAAUGGAAUCGUAGACAAAUAUGUUGAAUAUGAUCCGGUGAUUGUUAUGAUUGAUCUAGUGCUGGUAUCGAAGGAAGCUCAGAGACAUGUACUGUACAACACAGAGUUUAAGGCAUAUUGGAAGCUAUUAAUAAUCCUAAUAAUGAUAGAAACGUACGGACUGUGGCGGAGCGACAGUUUGUUCAAUAUUGUGGUUAACACCACCUGCGGCAUAGAUACUAAUAAUACCACAUUGAAUAUAACACACUUACCUUCAUCCCUUCGAUGGGAAGCACCGCAAUGGUGGCAGCGGCAAUGCAGCGGUUGGCAGCCAGAGGAGCGAGACGAGCGAGACCUGUUCAUAUGGGAGAAACACUUCUACAUACAGUUCAUUUCUACAUUUGCUGGUGUGACAGCGUUCAUACUGACAAUGCACUUCGCCAUGAAAAUGAUAAAGCCUUUCAUUACGCAGAAUGAUGUCCGCUUCUCAUCUUUACUAAAAGCGUUCUCACUAGCCAAUGUGAGCAUUCUAUUAACCCUUCCGAUGCUGGUGUGGGGUUCGGAUCCCGUUGCCGAAACUAGAGCGUUUCACUAUGGAUUAGUUUUCGUGUAUAGUUUCGCUGUGCACCUUAAUACUUUUAUUGUUCUGUACGGCUGUCCAAUGAUGGUGACAGUGGUAGUGCUGGCAGCCAGCAACGGCAUGAAGUUCCUCACCACCUACCACACCACGCCGCUUAUAAGGCACCUGCUUCAAUAG